AUGGUGCCAAAGUUCUACCAGAAUGUCCUUGCCUUGGCAUUUGCCAUCUAUGAGAUCAAUGAGAAUCCCUACAUCUUGCCCAAUGUCACACUCGGGUUCCACAUCUAUGACAGUUACAAUGAUGCAAGGAUGACUUAUCGUACCACACUUGAUCUUCUAUUCAAAUUACAUCAUUUUCUUCCUCAUUAUAAAUGUGGCACCCAGACACGUCUGAUGGGUGUCAUUGGUGGACUUAAUGCUGAUACUUCCACACAGAUGGCAGAUGUCUUAGGUCUUUACAAGAUUCCACAGACGGUAAAGCCUACCCAGCCCAAAGGAGAUGGUUUUAUAAAAGAUUUCUGGGAGCAAGCAUUUGACUGCAUUGUUCCAAAUUCCAACGGACCCACAGAUAUUGAUGGAGCAUGUACCGAACAGGUGCCUCCAUUCUCCUUAUGCAAUGAGCAAUGCUACCCUGGCUCCAGCAGGAAAAAGAAGGAAGGGGAGAAAUUUUGUUGCUACGAUUGUUCUCCAUGUCCAGAAGACAUGAUCUCAGACCAGGAAGACUUGGAUUACUGUGUCCGAUGUCCAGAAGAUCACUUUCCAAAUGGUCAUAGAGAUCACUGCAUCCCCAAGGUUCAAAGUUUUCUAUCCUUUGAAGAUACUUUGGGGAUUACUUUAGCUUUUUUGUCUUUUCUCUUCUCUCUAAUCACAUGUCUGGUGCUUGGCAUCUUUAUUAAGCAAGGGGACACUCCCAUUGUCAAAGCCAACAACCGAAGCCUCACCUACCUUCUCCUCAUGUCUCUCCUUCUUUGCUUCCUCUGUCCUUUGCUAUUCAUUGGGCAGCCUGAUAAAGUCACCUGCCUCCUCAGGCAAACAACAUUUGGCAUUAUCUUCUCUGUUGCUGUUUCUUGUGUUUUGGCCAAGACUGUUACAGUGACUAUGGCUUUCAUGGCUUCCAAACCAGGAAACAUUUUCCGGAAAUGGGUGGGAAAAAAAUUGGCACAUUCUGUUGUCCUGUGCUGUUCCCUUCUCCAAGUAGGCAUUUGUGUCAGUUGGUUGGCUUCUUCUCCUCCAUUCCCAGAUUUGGACUUGCACUCAGUGCCUGGUGAAAUCAUAGUCAAAUGUAAUGAAGGGUCAGUGACCAUGUUUUUCUGUGUCUUGGGCUACAUGGGCUUCCUUGCCACUGUCAGCUUCACUGUUGCUUUCCUAGCAAGAAAGUUGCCUGACAGCUUUAAUGAAGCCAAGUUCAUCACCUUCAGUAUGUUGGUAUUUUGCAGUGUCUGGUUGUCCUUUGUUCCAACCUACCUCAGCACAAGAGGGAAAUAUAUGGUGGCAGUGGAGAUCUUCUCCAUCUUGGCCUCUGGUGCAGGGUUACUGGUUUGCAUAUUUUGCCCAAAAUGCUACAUUAUUGUGUUGAGGCCUGAUUUGAAUAAAAGGGAGCAGCUAAUAAGGAAGAAGCAAUAUCAUACUGAAUAA
Molecule: messenger RNA, 1455 nt
Organism: Rhineura floridana
Lineage: Eukaryota; Metazoa; Chordata; Lepidosauria; Squamata; Rhineuridae
Product: vomeronasal type-2 receptor 26-like
Exons: 4
Coding region: 1-1455 (484 amino acids)
Biological process (GO): G protein-coupled receptor signaling pathway
Cellular component (GO): membrane
Molecular function (GO): G protein-coupled receptor activity
Source: RefSeq, a predicted model, not a curated record